Cydia fagiglandana is the source of this 2062-nucleotide messenger RNA. RefSeq lists its product as uncharacterized. Bases 259 to 1851 code for a protein of 530 amino acids. Gene Ontology annotation, biological process: long-chain fatty acid metabolic process; fatty-acyl-CoA biosynthetic process. The record is from RefSeq and is a predicted model, not a curated record. Gene Ontology annotation, molecular function: long-chain fatty acid-CoA ligase activity. The transcript is spliced from 11 exons. Lineage: Eukaryota; Metazoa; Arthropoda; Insecta; Lepidoptera; Tortricidae.
CAAGACAAUCGAUGCAUUUUUAAAAGCAUAUACAUAUAUAAGACAUAAUUCUAGUGAGUCACGUCGUGAGAAGCGCCGCGCGCGUGGGCGGACCUGCGCGGGCGCACUUACAAAUUACGUUUACCUCCACGCCGAGCCCGCGAGUAAACUUAGCUUAUAGUAAACACGGUUCAACCGUUUCACAGAACGAAGGCGCUCAAUUGUGCGGCGAAGCGGCGACCUGUUAAUACCGUUUUGUACAUAUUCCAAAACAGGAAAAUGUUACCUGCAGCGAAGGGCGCACAAGGCAUUUUUUACGGAAAGCACAAUUUCAGCUUUCCAGCUCACAUGAAUUACGGAAUUUACUUUAUUGAGAGGAUAUUAAAUUUUAAAGAGAAAAGAGCGCUGGUUAAUGGGGCAACGGGCGAGGAAAUCACAUUUGGGCAGAUUGUCCGCGAAGUCGUAAACGUCUCUGCGUCUCUCGUGGAGCUCGGUGUGAGAAAAGGCGACCUAGUCGCAGUGGUGAGUGAGAACAGAAGUGAAGUUGUGACUGCGAUCCUUGCAGCCAUGUGCGCCGGCGCGUCGGUCACUUUGAUCAACAGUGCUUAUACUGCAGGCGAAUUUAUACAUACUGCUAGUAUAACUAAACCGAAAUAUAUGUUUUUAUCGCCAACUGGGUAUACGAAGCACCAAGAAACGCUGAGAAAGCUAACAUUCGUUAGCAAAAUUUGCUUAUUCGGUGAUUCUUCAUGGAAAGAAAUUAUAAGUUACAACGAUUUCGCUAAUAAGGAAGCUGAAUGUACAAAUUUCGUUGACUAUUACGGUCGUGUGGAAGUGGCCCUCGUACUGUACUCGUCGGGCACAACUGGGCUCCCUAAGGGCGCUAAGGUAACCCAUGCGAACCUAAUCGCCGCUGCCCAACAGCACGAUUUUUGUCCAGACAAGUCAGCACUUACACUUGCACCGUUGUGCAAUACUUUCGGCUUAACAACCACGUUGAAAGCAUUAGUAAAUGGCAAAACGGUCAUACACCUUUCGAGAUUUAAACAAGAGCUGUUUCUCGAAGCUAUUCAAAAAUAUAAGGUUCAGUCAUUGAUGGUAGCUCCACCAAUAGUAGUCUUGCUGAGCAAGUCACCUUUAGUAGAUAAUCAUGAUUUACGUUCUGUGGAAAUCAUUUAUUCUGGUGGGGCGCCUCUAGACGAGGGUGUCAUCAAAGAAGUAGAAAAAAGAUUACCUAAUCUACGUGUAUUACAAGGUUACGGAUCGACUGAAACAACUGGACCCAUUACAGAGGAAACAGUGGUUGACCAUAGACAAGGCAGUAUCGGAAAAGUUGUUCAAGGAAUUGUUAUUAAGGUGGUUGACAUUGAAUCCAGAAAGGUACUGGGCCCAGGUGAGCCGGGUGAAGUGUGCGUCAAUGGCGUCGUACUGUUUGAUGGCUACAUCGGCCAGCCCAAAUCAGAUUACUUCGACGAUGAUGGCUUUUAUAGAACUGGCGAUAUUGCUUACUACGACCAAGAUGGAUAUUUUUUCAUAAUUGACAGGCUAAAGGAACUUAUCAAAUAUAAAGCGUGGCAGGUAUCUCCUGCAGAAAUAGAAGGAGUACUGCUAAAGCACCCAGCAGUGAAAGACGCCGGCGUGAUAGGCGCCCCUGACCCGCUCUCUGGAGAGCUACCGACCGCUUUUGUGGUCAAACAACCGGGGGCAGAAGUCACGGAGAAUGACAUUAUUGAAUUUGUGUCUUUAGAGGUAUCACCGUGGAAACGGUUGCGUGGGGGUGUGAGAUUCGUCAGCGAGAUACCAAAGACUGGGAGCGGUAAAAUACUUCGACGAGUAUUGCGUGAAAUGUUGAAAGCUAAGAGCAAGAUAUAAUUUCAAAUGAAUAGAGUUUUUUUUAUAUAUUUACCCACUGCUAAAGAUAAUAACGUACAUGUUUGGGCGGAGUUGAAUAUACAUAGUUAUUUGUUUUACAAGUUGUUUUGCCAGCGAGUCAAACACAAAAAUGUUCACCACACCAACGCGAGGAAAAUACUAACUGUAAAACAUUACUAGUCGAAUCCAAAUAAACGCUAUUACAUUUUUA